Messenger RNA from Chrysochloris asiatica (Cape golden mole), 762 nucleotides. RefSeq names its product folate receptor alpha-like. Gene Ontology annotation, molecular function: signaling receptor activity. Gene Ontology annotation, cellular component: external side of plasma membrane. The record is from RefSeq and is a predicted model, not a curated record. Lineage: Eukaryota; Metazoa; Chordata; Mammalia; Afrosoricida; Chrysochloridae. Gene Ontology annotation, biological process: cell adhesion; sperm-egg recognition; fusion of sperm to egg plasma membrane involved in single fertilization. The coding region runs from base 1 to 762 and encodes 253 amino acids. The transcript is spliced from 4 exons.
AUGGCCCAGCUGCUGUUACUUCUGCUGUUGGUGGCCCCCGGCUGGGGUGCACAGCUCAAGACUACGCAGGACAGGACUGAACUUCUGAAUGUCUGCAUGGACGCCAAGCACCACAAGGAAAAGCCAAGCCCUGAGGAUAACUUGCACGGCCAGUGCAGCCCCUGGAAGAAAAACUCAUGCUGCAACACAAACAUCAGCCAGGAAGCCCACAAGGACAUUUCAUAUCUGUACAGAUUCAACUGGGACCACUGUGGAAAGAUGAACGCUGAAUGCAAGCAGCACUUCAUCCAGGACACCUGCUUCUAUGAGUGCUCCCCCAACUUGGGGCCUUGGAUCCAACAGGUGGACCAGAGCUGGCGCAAAGAGCGGGUCUUGGAUGUGCCCCUGUGCAAAGAGGACUGUCAGCGCUGGUGGGAGGACUGCCGCACCUCCUACACCUGUAAGACCAACUGGCACAAGGGCUGGAACUGGACCUCAGGACAUAACCAGUGCCCAGUAGGAACUACUUGCCAACGCUUUGAUUUCUACUUCCCCACACCUGCUGCCAUGUGUGAUUUAAUCUGGAGUCACUCCUACAAGACCAGCAACUACAGUCGUGGGAGUGGCCGCUGCAUGCAAAUGUGGUUUGACCCUGCCCAGGGCAAUCCCAAUGAGAAGGUGGCAGAAUUCUAUGCUGAGGCUAUGAGUGGAGCUGAGACCCACUGGGUCCUGGCCUGUCCUCUCCUGCUCAGCCAGGUCCUGCUGUUCUGGCUGCUCAGCUGA